AUGGAACAUAACAGAGCACAAGAAAGACAACUUAGUAGUAUGGUUUACGUUUAUUCCUCAAAGCUACAAAGACGGUUAGAAUUUCAAGAGUCGGUGGUGGAUGCCCUUGGUUUUGAAGAUGAAACACCCAUAAAAAUUAGACAGGACUCGUGUAAUCUAGUUGUUGGUACUGAUUGUUUGGGAUUCGAAUGGAUAGACAUACCUUUGUGUCGUCCACGUGUUUGUCCUUUUGCUAUGUCUAACCGACGCUUCCUAGACUCAUAUGGGAAAUCUUGUCCCAAAUGGAUUCCUGUGGCGUGCUGCUGCCUUCUGCAUUUGUCUGGACUAGAUGGUCUGUUUCUCACUCGCAGACCGUGGCAUAUGCGAUCUUAUCCAGGUGUCUGGGUUCCACCUGGAGGUCAUUGUGAAGCUAAAGAACCUAUUCAGGACACCGCAUUUCGUGAACUCACAGAAGAGUUAGGAUUACAUUCGUAUGGGAAAGAAAAUGUAAUGAAUGAAUGUACUAUUAAACCACUCUGUGCAUGGGAAGCUUCCUAUCCUUCUCGUUUAGAUACAGGAAUCGGAAAGUCUACUAUCUUUCCUAAAUCUCAUCAUAUGGUUAUAUAUUACUCUGUUAAUUGGUUUCGUUCUUCAACAUCUGUUUUAGAUUCAGAUGAUAUUCACUCAUACUUACCACAAUUUAACCUUGAAGUAAAUGAAGUAUGUGCAGCCGUUUGGCUCCCGAGACCUGUUCUCAAUAAAUUAAGUGAUGAUUGGAAGGCAUUUGAAAAACAUUUUCAAAAUCAGUCCACAAUCAGUAAUUCGGAAUAUCUUUAUCCCGAGUUAUCAACGAUGCCAUCCACUUUCCAGAUUGAUAAUGAUCAAACAGAAGUUUGGUAUUGGGGUGUAAACUCUCUUGACUGGCAAUCGGUACCCGUGAAUCAACUUAUCUGUGGACUAACAUCAAGUCGCAAUCCAACUGUUUCACACAAUACCAGACCCGAAUCCGAAGUUGGUAAUGGACCUAGUCCUGUAACACUGGGGACAUUGUAUGCUAUUAGUCAUUGGCUUUCAUCAACCAGUACCAGAAGUACUGUUUGA
Molecule: messenger RNA, 1080 nt
Organism: Schistosoma intercalatum
Lineage: Eukaryota; Metazoa; Platyhelminthes; Trematoda; Strigeidida; Schistosomatidae
Source: the annotation of a GenBank genome assembly